Rhododendron vialii is the source of this 1383-nucleotide messenger RNA. Its product is annotated as homeobox protein knotted-1-like 6. Gene Ontology annotation, cellular component: nucleus. The transcript is spliced from 5 exons. Bases 315 to 1292 code for a protein of 325 amino acids. NCBI's taxonomy places the organism in Eukaryota, Viridiplantae, Streptophyta, Magnoliopsida, Ericales, Ericaceae. The record is from RefSeq and is a predicted model, not a curated record. Gene Ontology annotation, biological process: regulation of DNA-templated transcription. Gene Ontology annotation, molecular function: DNA binding; DNA-binding transcription factor activity, RNA polymerase II-specific.
CUCUCUCUCUCUCUCUCUCUCUCUCUCUCUCAUCAUCAUCGCCAUCAUCAUCACUGUAGUCUAUUUCUCUCUCUUUCAUCACUGUAGUCUAGGGGGGCUCAACUGGCUGCUACUCAGAGCUUCUCCUUGUUUGUACGCUAAAUUCACACCCUCCAACACCUUACUCUCACUCCCCUUCUGUUCCUCCAUUUUCAGUUCUCCUUCUCCCCCGGACCCCCCCCCCCUCCUCAUAACAAAUAAACAAGCAAAACCACCCAGCACAACACACGCUUUCAAACGAAUCUCUCUCUCUCUCUCUCUCUCCCCCUCUCCGAAUGGACGACGAUGAUUCUAAUUACGGCCUCCACUCCACCCCCUCCGAUUACUCCGACCACCGUCCUCCUCCCCCUCCAAUGCCGACGCCGGACCAACUGCUGUCCCCGUUGAAUUACCAGGCCUUCGCCUCUCCCUUGUUCGGAUCAUCAUCAUCAUCGGACUACAUCUUCUCCGCUUCUUCGGCACUCGCUCAUGUCGAUCCUUCAACGGUACUGUCCCAAAUUCAACCCGAAGACGCCGUCUCCGCCUCCAUCAGAGCCAAAAUCUCCGCCCAUCCUCUCUACCCCAAACUGCUCCAAGCUUUCAUCGAUUGCCAGAAGGUCGGAGCCCCACCCGAGACGGCGAGUUUAUUAGACGAAAUCCGCCGGGAAAACGAUCAGUGUUGGAGAUCAACCGCCGUUACGACUUGCUUUGGUGCCGAUCCUGAGCUCGACGAGUUCAUGGAGACUUACUGCGAUGUAAUGAUCAAGUACAAGUCCGAUCUGGCGAAGCCUUUCGACGAAGCGACUACCUUCUUGAACAGCGUAGAGGCACAGCUCACCGGUCUUUGCGGGGGUGCAUCUGGAAGCUAUGUUUCCGAUGAAACUGCUUGGUCAUCUGAGGAUGAUUUUAGUGCGGGAGAUACGGGGAUUCAUGAAUGUAACCAGAAAAGUGAAGAUCGCGAGCUCAAGGAUAAACUCUUGCAUAAAUACAGUGGCUAUAUUACUUCCCUGAAGCAUGAAUUUUCCAAAAAGACGAAGAAAGGGAAACUUCCCCGAGAAGCAAGGCAAAUGUUGCUUGAUUGGUGGACCAUGCACUACAAAUGGCCAUACCCAACGGAAGCGGACAAGGUUGCUCUGGCCGAGUUAACAGGCCUAGACCAGAAACAAAUAAACAACUGGUUCAUAAACCAACGGAAACGCCACUGGAAGCCAUCGGAGAACAUGCAAUUUGCUGUUAUGGACAGUCUUUAUGGGCCAUUUUUCAUUAGGGAUUGAGGUGGGCUUGCUUUUUCCCACUUUGCUUUUUUGUUUAUUCUCAGACCUGACCUUCUGCUGACAAUGGAAAUAUGCCUUAACCUGCCUCUUA